CCAAUGAAACAAAGCGUUGUUACAACACGCCUUUCCAAACAAACAUGGCAGCCCUCUGACGCCGCACACCGUUGUGAAGGUUGACGAUUAAAUCCCCAGCGUAUCGUCAAUAUGCUCAACCUCACUCUACGAGAGGUUUCUAUUGCAUUCAGAGAGGGAAAGAUUUCUCCAUCUGAGCUGUGUCGAAAAUGUUUGGACCGCAUCAAGCAAAACCGGCAUCUAAAUGCCUACAUCACGGUGACAGAGGAAUUGGCCUUGAAGCAGGCUCAUGAAGCAGAGACCAGACUGCUAAGAGGGACCUCUAAAGGUCCUCUGGAUGGAAUCCCAUUUGCAGUCAAAGACAACUUUUGCACAAGGAGCAUUAAGACCACAUGUGCUUCGAAGAUGCUCAAAGACUACACUCCGCCGUACAAUGCUACAGUAGUACAGAAGCUGUUUGACCAAGGAGCUGUUCUUCUUGGGAAGACCAACAUGGAUGAGUUUGCUAUGGGUUCAGGCAGCACUGACGGUGCAUUUGGACCAGUGAGGAACCCGUGGGGCUACGCUACUCCCUACUGUGAGCAGACAGGAGCGGUAUCAGACUCUGACUGGGUCAUUUCUGGAGGAAGUUCUGGGGGAAGCGCAGCAGCUGUAGCUUCACUGACCAGUUACCUCGCUUUAGGGUCGGAUACAGGCGGUUCCACCCGUAACCCGGGCGCGCAGUGCGGGAUCGUGGCUUUGAAGCCAACGUAUGGACUGCUGUCGCGGCAUGGCCUCAUCCCGCUGGUCAACUCGUGUGAUGUUCCAGGCAUUUUGACAAAAAGUGCCAGAGAUGCAGCCAUUGUUUUCGAUAUUCUCCAAGGACUCGACACAAAAGACUCCACGACAGUUCCUGCUCCUGCAUCGUCAUCAGCAGAGCUGCCUGAAAACGUUGACGUUAAGAACCUCUGCGUCGGCAUUCCAAAGGAGUUCUACACCCCUGGACUGUCGGAGGAGGUGGCCGCACAAUGGAGUCGGGUCGCUGACUUGUUUGAGAAAUCGGGUGCACGUGUGAAGCAAGUGUCCCUCCCCCACAGCCAGUAUUCCAUGGCAUGUUACUACAUCCUGUGCUGUGCUGAGGUGGCGUCGAACAUGGCGCGUUUCGAUGGCCUCCAGUAUGGCCACCGUAGCGAAGUGGACAGUUCCACGGAAGCCAUGUAUGCCACCACGCGACACGAGGGUUUCAAUGACGUUGUGAGAGGCAGGAUAUUAUCUGGGAACUACUUCCUGCUCAAGCAAAACUACCAGCACUACUUUGUGAAAGCCCAGAAGGUUCGUCGACUGAUCGCGGACGAUUUCAAGCGCGUGUUCGGCUCAGGUGUUGACGUGCUGCUGACACCCACCACGCUCUCGGAUGCCGCACGUUAUGCCGACUUCACGCGAGAGGACAACCGAACACGCAGCGUGCAGCAGGAUAUCUUCACUGUUUCCGCCAACACAGCAGGUCUCCCGGCUGUUUCUGUGCCAACUACCUUAUCCAAAAGAGGCCUUCCCAUUGGCUUACAGCUCAUAGGCCCCGCCUUCCGAGACAAGAAGCUCCUCAGUGUUGCCCAGUGGAUCGAACAAAGGGUUGGGUUUCCCUCCAUCGGUGACUUUGAGGAAUCCAACGGGCAGAGCUCCAGUUACAAUAUUAGCUUUGCAGGGGGGGAGAGAUGAACACCAAAGAAAUCAGCAGAGUCAAAAACUCUUGAAAGUUCACCAUUAGUUUCCUCUCUGUUGGACAAAGCGGCAACAUACAACUUUGUGGAAUGGUGGUUUCAGGGGUUCAAGUGAAAAUCAUGUAUUUUUUUCUUCUCAAUGAUGAUGAAUACAGCAAUCUGUACAGUUUUAAAAGGAACUGACCCAUUCCAAAUGAUUACAGUGACUUACGACAUCUUGACCAAUGAAAUAUAAAAAAUUUGAAUUUAA
Molecule: messenger RNA, 1926 nt
Organism: Syngnathus acus (greater pipefish)
Lineage: Eukaryota; Metazoa; Chordata; Actinopteri; Syngnathiformes; Syngnathidae
Gene: qrsl1
Product: glutaminyl-tRNA amidotransferase subunit QRSL1
Exons: 11
Coding region: 112-1674 (520 amino acids)
Biological process (GO): glutaminyl-tRNAGln biosynthesis via transamidation; mitochondrial translation
Cellular component (GO): glutamyl-tRNA(Gln) amidotransferase complex; mitochondrion
Molecular function (GO): glutaminyl-tRNA synthase (glutamine-hydrolyzing) activity
Source: RefSeq, a predicted model, not a curated record